AUGGAGGCCUAUCACCGCGUGUCAGGGGGCAGCUUGCGGCUGAAGGGCAAGAAGGGGGGCGACCUAAAAGAAAUUAAAAAGAAAGAGAGACGGAAGCGUAAGCGCGAGCAGCUGCUGCUGGAUCCUUCUGAAGCCUCAGCAGCAGCAGCAGCAGCUGCAGCAGCAGCAGCAGCAGCUGGCAAAGAAGACGCAGCAGCAGCAGCAGCCGCUGCAGCAGCCGCAGCAGCAGCAGCAGCAGCAGCAGCAGGCAGCAGCAGCUUGCAACAAGCAGAUAUAAUUGAAGGUACUGGGCGUAUUGUUGCUACUGGUGAAGUCGUUCAGGGUUUUAAUACAAAGUUUAGACAUGAAGUAGAAGAAGGAGACACGCUAUUGCUGCUGCACCCCGCAACUUUGCUGCAAGAGGAGGCGCUGGUUGUUGCUGUACAGACAGACCGCACGCUGCAUAUACACUCGGGCUUCACAAAAGACUUCAUCUCUACGACAGAGUUUAAAGUUAAGAAAACUGCAGCAGCAAAUAGAGCAAAAGCUGCUGCUGUUGCUGCUGCACGUGCUGCACGCGCUGCAACAGCUGCAGGAAGCACCAACAGCAGCAGCAGCAGUCAUGAGACACCCGAGGGCGGCGACCCUGAGUCAGCAGCAGCAGCAGCAGCAGCAGCAGCAGCAGCAGAACUGAAGAAGAAGAUGAAGAAGGCAGGAAGGGUUGUCUCUGUUCGAGAAAAGAAGGGGAUGUGGGGAUACACCGUAAAACAAAUAAAAUCAAAAGACGAGCUCUCAGCAGAACAGAAGCUUGACUUGAGGUGUAAGCAAGGAAGAGACAAAUUCUGCUGGUAA
Molecule: messenger RNA, 831 nt
Organism: Eimeria acervulina
Lineage: Eukaryota; Apicomplexa; Conoidasida; Eucoccidiorida; Eimeriidae
Exons: 1
Coding region: 1-831 (276 amino acids)
Source: RefSeq, a predicted model, not a curated record